CCCUCUCUCUCUCUCUCUCCUUUCUCUAGCUGAAAUUUUAGCAACGCCGAAGUGGAAACAUUCCGUAUCGGCGCGGUGAGCGAAAAUGGCUAUGUCCGCCGCUUCCACCGUAUCCAUCCCGUGCCGACCUUCUCCAUCCCCACCGCCAUGUUCCUCGUUCCCGCUCAACACCGCCCUCGCGUUCCCUACCAAACCCAGGAGAUCAAUCCUCAUCGCGUGCUCCUCCGGCGACAACCCGGCCGAGACCAACGCGGCGACGGCGACGACGGCGGCAGAGAGCGACGACGCCUCGGAGAGCUCCAUCGAAGCUCCCGACUUGGCCCCGUCUCUGAUCUCCGCUCUCAACGUGGAGCGAGCCCUCCGCGGCAUCGCCAUCACGGACGCGGAUCAUUACGGUCGCCUCGGGCUCCCGAGAAAAUGCCCCUACGAGCAGGUGGCCGGGGCGUACAGGAAGAAGGUUGAAGAAGCGAAGAGCGAGGGGCUGGAAGAGGAGGAGCUCAACGAGAAGCUGGAACAGCUGAAGGAGUCGUACAGGAUACUGUCGUCGGCGGAAGAGAGGAGGCUGUACGAUUGGAGCUUGGCCAGGAGCCAGAAGCCGGACAGAUACAUGUGGCCUUUCGAGGUCGACAUCGCUCGGGCCACUCCGGACACUCCUCCUCCGCAGGAGCCGGAGGACGAGGGGCCGACGAGACUUGUGGGUUACUUCAUACUUGGAUGGGUGGUAUUGUCCUUCGUAUUAUCAAUUGCUCUCAAUCGAUAGUUCAUCAGAUGAUGUAUCGAGUUUGUGAAACGAAUCUCCCAAAGAGAGAUCUUGAAUUGGAUGAAGCAUGGUUCUUGAAUUAGUUGUAAAUCAUAGUAAUUCUUAAUUGGAACCCAAUGCUACCAAAGAUUGACCAACUAGUGUCUAGAUAGAUCUGGGUAUUAGAAAGACUAUCAUUCUUUACUCAGAUUUUCAA
Molecule: messenger RNA, 956 nt
Organism: Eucalyptus grandis
Lineage: Eukaryota; Viridiplantae; Streptophyta; Magnoliopsida; Myrtales; Myrtaceae
Product: NAD(P)H-quinone oxidoreductase subunit U, chloroplastic
Exons: 4
Coding region: 86-760 (224 amino acids)
Cellular component (GO): chloroplast thylakoid membrane; chloroplast; NAD(P)H dehydrogenase complex (plastoquinone)
Source: RefSeq, a predicted model, not a curated record